AUGUCUACAUCUGACGAAGAAUAUGAAGUAGAUCGAUUUGAAAGGAACGUAGAGGCGAUGACCAAAAUAAAGGAAGAGGGACCUAUUUACUACGACUGGUAUGACCAUAAAAAGAUUAAGAUAGCCAGGAAUAAAAGAAGAAGGACUCGGAAACAGCAACGAAAAGAGGCUGAGAAAAAGCGGAAAGAAAUGGAGCAAGCCAAUAAUGAAAAUGAAAAAGUAGUUAAAGCUUAUUGUGAAGUGAAUGAAAGAGGCAAUGUUAGUACAAUUAAUAAUGAAAACUCGAGAAGGUACUAUAAUCGGGAAAUCGACCGUGACAGAUGUAAGAAGAGAUCGACCUUACUAUACAGAAGACAUUCUUCGUACCGUGACUACAAAACUUCUUCGCGCAAAUGCUCUAGGUCUCCGUACAAGGGAGGAUGUUCGUACAGAGACGGUCAGACAUCUUUAUCGAGAAGGAAAUCUAGAAGCCCUUUAAGACGCGGUUAUUAA
Molecule: messenger RNA, 492 nt
Organism: Bursaphelenchus okinawaensis
Lineage: Eukaryota; Metazoa; Nematoda; Chromadorea; Rhabditida; Aphelenchoididae
Source: the annotation of a GenBank genome assembly